AGUGUAUUGAUAAAUUCUGAGCCCAUGUGUUCUCUUAAGUAAUCCGACAUGGCAGCAGUGCUGACUUACUACUUCGCGCUAUAGUUUCUAUUUGACUGCGACGCUCAAAACAGCUUAUAAUCCACUGCCCUUAACGCAUUAUUCUCACAUAAAUAACAUUUCAAAAUGAAAUCCUUGAUUUAUUUAUUAAUUUAAACUAGAAAUUUGUUUGUUUUAAUUUAGUUAAAUUUAAGUUUAAAACGUAAAAAAAAAUUAGUGCAUCAAAAUUCAAAAAUGGAAAAAAGUGCUAGCAUCGAUUUCCUUAUGGAUAAUUUAGGUAAGAAAUAACAUUUAAAAUUUAAAUACUAGUUAUUAAUAAAGGCACCUAAUUUUACUAUUAUUAUUAUUUAGGUUUGGAUAGUAAACUAAGUUCAAUUUUAAACAUGUUAUUACAUAGGUAUUUAAAGUAAAAUAUACUAUUAUUUUAAACACGAUUGUACUGUAAUAUUUUAAAACUAAUAUUAUUCUUUAAAAAAUAAAACUAACCCAGUAAGGUUUAAUAAUCCUAUGCUCUGAUACUUAAGCAUAAUAUAAAAUAUGUAAUUUAUACUUUAUAAUUUUCAAACAUCAAAGAAUAUUAAACCUUGGGUAAUAAAAUGUAUGUUUUAUUUGAAUGAUUUUUUUGUGUGUAUAUAGGUAUUUAAGUAUAUAAUCCAAAUAAUACUUUAAAUAAGUAAUGCUUAAAUUUAUUCAUUUUGAACAUUUUUACUUUUCAUUAAAAUAUGUUUAUAUAAAAAAAGAGGCUCUACUCGGUAAAUUAAUAAAUUAAUGAAUAUAUACAUACUGGUAUUGGUUAUACCUAAUACCAAUAUAUAUAUAUUUAUUUAGUAUUAAUAAUAUAAGAAAUGUAAGAAAACAAAAUGACUAUAUUUUUGUAUUAUUCAUUGCAAUUUUAACAAAAUAUAAAUAACAUUUAAGUAAAAAAUCAAUAUAUUGACUGGUAUAAUCAACUAAUGAGUAAGUAUAAUUUAUUGUAUUACACACUAAAUAUGUAGGUAGGUAUAUUAUAGUAUAGGUACUUAUAAUAUAAUUUAUUAAAAAUAUGAUCAAGGUCUAAAAGUUCAAUAAAAUAUGUAUUAUUCUUUCCCAGUUUUAAACAUAAUUUUAUUAUAAUGUAACUAUAAAUAUAAUAUAUAUUUAUUAGGUUAUCAUAUUGUAUGUACAUUAAAAUGUAUCUAAUGAAUAAUAAUGACCUUAAUUUUAAUGAUUAGUAUACCUGUAGAGUUCCUAUAGUUUAUAAUCUACAUUAAGUUAUUCAUAUUACAAAAUCAACUUUAUAUCUAAUGAACACGUGUUUUUAAUCUAUGUAUAUAUAUAUAUAUAUAUAUGUGUGUAAACGAAAAUUAUAUUUACUAUAGUUAUCAAAUACAAAUGAAUUUAUUGUAUACCAACCAAUUUAUACUUUUAUAAAACAUUGCCAUUAGUGUUUAAUUUUAAGGUACCUAUAAUAUAAAACGAAAUUCUAAAAAAUAUCGGAUCUGGUAAUCGUAUAAAAUAUAUACCUACUACAGAUGUAUGUACAGGUUGUCUACUGUUUGAUAAAAAUAUUGUAAUUGAUAGUCUGUUGCUAAUUAUUAUUAUUUUAUCUUUGUAUAAUUUAAAUUUAAAUGCGAUUUUUACAUUUUAAAUAACAUAUUUAAUUAAUCUUUUUCUCUUAAAAACCUUAUUAAUUAUUGUAGAUUGAUUCAAAAUAAUGGUUAAAACGAAACGGAAGUCAUUAAAAAUAUCAAUACCUAUACAAUAAAUAAAAUGUAUGUGUUAUAUAUAUAAUAUAUUUAACACGUUUAAAAUAUAAAUUAAAAUGCGUGUACCUACAUAGUAAUUUUACAAGAUGAAUAUGUAACGAAAAUAUAACUAAACUAGAUAAUGAUUAGGUAUUAUAUAGGUACGUAUGGUUUGUAAACAUGUAAUUAUUAUAUAAAAGGUGCAUGUGGGUUAGAUUACUAAAAAAAAAGGCGUAAUACCUAAUCAAAUACUUUAUUUUGUUGCGUCAUUAUAUUUCAAUUGAUAUAUAGGUACCUAUAAUUAUUUUAGCAAUAGCUUUUGAGUAUUUCUAAUUUUUAUGUCACUCUAUAUACAUUUAAAUGGAAUGAAGCCAAAUAUACUCCAACUAACAUCAAUCGGCCAAAAUACAUUCGUCACAAUUUCACAUUGACGCAAAGCAAUAUAUUACAGGGUUAGCUUUGUUUUCUUAUGAAAAAUUCCUUUAGGGCUUCGCUGACCGUCAUAACUGCGACGUUGGUAUAGAGAAAUCAAUCAACUAUGUGUACCUACCUACAAUUUUAUUUUCAAAUAAAUAUAAUUUAUAUAGGUACGUAUAUUAUGCAUUUUGUAUUACUGAUGUACCUACUUAUUAUAUUAUAUUUUGUUACAGGCGUCAUGCACAUAAGUAGGUAAAGUAACUAACGAUAUAAUAUAUACAUCUGUCCGUGUAGUUAUCUAUUAUUUGUUUAUGUUUUAUUCAUAAAUUCAGUUAGUAUACCAAUCCAACCAAAUAACGAAUUAAUUUAAAGAAAUCUUUUGCCAUUGUAAACUCAGUUAGGUAAUUGUUGAUAUUAUAUUAGGUAUUAUAAUUUAUUUAUGUAGAACGAAUUUAAAGUUAUUUGUUCAUAUACAUAGAUAGGUAAUAGCUAUUAUAAUUAUUUAGUAUAAUAAUUUAAAAAAAAAAACCAUUGGUUAGUUUUUUAGUUUAUUAUAUAUAGCCAUUAGCCAAAUUAUAAAUAUUUAGAUGGAGGAUACCAUAUCACCCCUUUAAAGUAUUUACAAAAUGUCCUACGAGGACUUAUUGCACUGGAAAGGGGAAAUAGUCCUUCCUCUAUAAUUCUUUUAAACUUAUAUUUUCAUUCAAUAAUAUCUAUAUGAAAGUAUUAUGGAUAAAAGAUUCAACAUAUUUUAUUUAUUAGAAAAAUAAAAUAAGAAUGAAUAUCCAUAACUCAAUAAUUCCCUGGAAUAUUUUUUUUAGAUUUUGAGAUAAGUAUGUUUUGAAAAUGUGAUUAAAUUUUUAACAUCAAAUAAUAAAAUAAUAAACUAAAAACAAAAUUACUAAAAUGGUUAAUACUCGUAAAUAAAUAUAGUAAAAAAAUAUAUAAAUAGAAAUGAGUCGUGUUUUACAUUUUGACUGUGAUAUACCUGAUGAUGAAUUUUUAAUUCGAAACCGAUCGUAUUACACUUAUUAUAAUACUCCAGGCAACGCAUUUAUUUAUAUAUUUUUUUAACAUUAAUAAAAAUAAGCUGAUGGUUGUGCUUUUGUUUUUGGUAGAAAGUUAGGAAGAUAGGAUUCAUAAAUUAAUUUGAUUUAUUUUUGAAUUAUUAGUUAUGUAUGAAUUUAUAUCUGUACGUAAUGAUAAAUCAUUGAAAACGAAGAAUGAUUCUGAACGGAGUUUGAUUGAAUAUAAUAUUGUUAAAUGUCAUGAUUUUUUACAAUUUUCAAUAAAAUUUUAACUAAAAAAAACGACUACAUUAUAAGUCACAAUUAAUUUCACAAACUACUUAUAUUGGCUUUUUGUAGACUUGAUCAAAUUUUCAAAAUAUUAUAUUUCUAGGCUAUUUAAAGGUAUUUUAUAUUUUCAUGCUUUUAUAUGUAUUUUCAUUUGGUAGGUAUCUGCUAUUAAAAUUAUAUGACUUAAGAGCAAUGCUUCCAAAUUUAACACAAGGUACAUUAUUAGUUGUACUUAGUAGUUUAAAAAGAAAUUUGAGUUUAAUAGACUAGUUUUUUUUUUCUUCAUAAUCGCAUUAAGAUCAAAUUUUGACGAAAAUUGUAAAAACUAUGAAAUUUCAAAAUUUGAUAAGACAGAAUUUCGCUCCAAAUCAUUUUUCAUUAUUAAUGGUUUAUCGUUGUGUACAGGUAUAAAUUAAAUAACUUUAUGUAUACUACUUCCUACUUACAACAUUAUCCCCAGUAUCAACUCUUUUUUUUUGGAUUGCGUAAAAAAAAAAAGUGAGGUAAAAAGGUCGAAACCAUUUUGUUUUGCCCACGAAUCUUGAACGUAUAAAUAUAUGGCCAUUACUAAUUUAAGUUUGAGAUCACUGGUUUAGCUCUUCUCAACAUAAUAACAUAAAAAAUACAUUAAUGCGAUUAUUAGAAACUUUUAUCGUCUAAUAACUACAUUUAAUAUUCCUACCAUUGUAUAUUUUUGGAUGAAAAAAUAUUUCAACCAGAACACAUACUAUAAGCACAUUAUAGGUAAUAUACAGUGCAAAUUGUAUCUUUGUUUUUUUUGUAAAAUACAAUUGAGUAACUUGCAUUGGACAAUAUUUUAAACAAAAACUUAGAAAUAAAUAAUAUUUAUUUCAAUUUUGACGAUAGCUAGUUCAUAACUUCAUAAGUUUAAAAUAUGUAUUAAAAAUUCAAACAAAUGAAAUCAGAACUUCAGUGCAUCAACUUGACAAAAUUUCCUACCAGAAUCCAUCACUAAAAUUUAUGAUCGGUGAAUGAUUUCUGGUAGAAAAGUUGUGAACAAAAAACGUAAUUUAAAAAAAAACACACACAUUAGAGUAAAACCAAGUUACUCUCGUGAGUCUAAAAAUGAUUAAACUGCAUAAUAUAUUGUUGGUCACUUGGGUUUUUCUUAGGAUUUCGCCGCUUUUGGUCCCACUAGGUAUAAAAUCGCCUUGGUAAGUACAAAAAAAAAUGGAAAUCCUUUGCAUGAUGGGUGGGCCACUCUUGUAAGUUAAAAGUUGGAAAGGUGAGAUAUUGAGAGAAGUUUAAUAUAUCUGUUCGCAACUAUUAAUCUUUACGAUUCUGAGCGAAUUUCGGUUAAAAAAGUUUUAAAAGUCCGUAAUAUUUACGAUUUUCGUCAAAAUUUGAUAUUAAAAUUCUUAAAAAAAAAAUACUACAUUAAACUCAAAUUUCUCUUUGUUAAACCAAUACAUUCCUCGAUCCGCUCAUAGUCAUUUAAUACUCCAUGUCAUAUAAGGAAAGUCUUCUAAAAAUAGAAAAUAUUACAAAAGUAAAUUAUCGAUAUCAGAUUCUAUUACAAAAAUAAUUUCCAGUACCUCUGUUCUAAUUUUUUCUAUGAAAAAUGACUAUACCAUAGUCUACAUUUAUUAUGAUUCUGCUAUCAAUAAAUAGAAAUUUAUAACUUAGUUUUUUAUGCAGCACAAGCAUCAAUUAUUUAACUAUUUUUUGUACAUUUUAUUUGUUUUGUUAAAUAACAUAAAAUAACAUGUUUCAUUUUUAACACGUCAGGCAAUUCAUAAGCCAGUCUACCUGACAUUUGCACGAUUACUAGGCAGGUCAUUUUACAUCUGCCUUUAUUAUUGUAAAUUAAAAUGCAUAAUUUAUUUGUAUCAAAGGUUGUUGAUUUCAUUUUUUUUUUUUAUGGAAAAUGGCUAAUUUGAAGUAAUUAUUACAUGAAAAAUUCUUCUUCCUAAGUAUUUUUUCUAUUAGAAUAGAUAUUCGUAGAAUUCGAUUUAUGUUGUAAAUAAAUGUUUGCAACUAAUUAUAAACUUAUGCAAAUUUAAAAUGUUUAAAUAAGUAAUCAAAUAAAAAGUUAAUUGUUGAAACUGUUGAAUAUAUGGUUCAAUAUAUGGUUGAAUGUAAAACUAAUAUCAAUACGGUCAAUUAAUGUAUUCGUGAUUUCAACCAGAAUAGUUUUACUAUUAUUUUGCAUAGGUAGGUGCUCAUAUUACUUGGGUAAGUAUAGUUUUUAAUGUAAAAAAUGUGAAUACAACUGUUUCAAAUUCGUAUAAAUUCUACAGAGAAUUAUCUUCAUUUAAACUAUAACCCGCAGUAGUUACUAGUUGCUGUAUUCAAUUUAAAAUUUGAAAAAUAAUUUGUUAGCAAACGAUACAAAUUACAGAGUUUUUUUUUUAUCAUCAUUACCUAUUAUUAUAUAAGUAGGUACCAAGUGUUUAUAUGUGCAACGUACAAUGACACCGUGUGUUACCUAAAUAAUUAUUAUACUUUUAAAUUAUCAGUUUCACAGCACAAAUAUGUAUGAGUAUAGUGCACAUUGAAUACACGUAUCAGAGUUAUAAGUUUUUAUUAAAUAAAUGAAAAUUUAACUGAUUACUAUUUUGGAAAUUUUUAAUUUUAAAAAAAAUGUCUGUUAUAAAACCUAUAAUUGUUAUGAUAUGUAAUGAUACCUACACCUAUGUAUGUUUAUUAAAAAACUAAUGUUAAACACGUAUAUCUGCUAAUUAAAAACGUAUACAUCAUGAUUAACUUUAAACAUCAAUCUUUAUUUAAUUAUUAAGUAAUCAUUAAGGUACUCAUAUGUUUAUUUUUAAUGUUGUUAAUUUUUUUCUAUUAAUAUUUGAUUUAUUCUAAUAAUUAUGGUUGUUAAAAAAAAAUUAAAAUUUAACUAUAAAUACAUUAUAAGUUUACUAACACUUAGUUUAAAUUUCAUAGACUUAAGAACAUUAUGGAGUGAAAAGUUAACAUUGAUAUUUUAAAAUUAUAUUUUCCUAUUUUAUGUCCAUCCUAUAUACUAUAUAUAUUUUUGUAACAAUUAAAACCACGCAGUAAAUAAAUUAUUAAUGUAGAUAAAUUUUUCUAUAUAAAAUAAUCAAAUUAAAACAGACUUUCUAGGAUAAUGAGGAAAGGAACUGAUAUUAAUAAUUAAAUGUAUACCUGCAACGAUAAGCCAUUUCGUAAGCCAUUGCUUACGAAAAAACGAUUCUGAGUGAUGUUCAGUUGAUAAAUGAUAUUUUGUCAAAAAUAUAUUUUAUUUUAUAGUAAAAUAAUUAAAUAGGCUUUAUAUAUUAUUUUUAAUAUUAUAUGUUUAAUGUUGUACCGAUUUUCCCAGUUUUCCUAUGUUUUUCAUAUUUUCCCCGGUUUUUCUAAUUUACUGAGAAAACUCUUGGGAUAACCAAAAAAUUAUCUCUGAAAGUGCUUCCCUAGUUUUUGUAAACUUGCCAAUUUUGUCAUGAGACCCAAUUUUGGGUUUCGCCAAACUUUUUUUGAUCGCCAUGAGACCCAUUUCUGAUAUAACAUAUUUUGUUUUGUUUGAUAUCUCGGACUUGUUAUCAUUUAUUAUGGUUUAUAUUUCAGAAUCAGAUUGUACAGUGUCACCACAAUUAUUUUAAUGAAAUUUAUUACCGUGGCAAUUUUGGCCAAGUGAAAUAUCACGGCAUUUCAGGGAAAUUUACCGAGAUCAAUAUUUGGGUCUCAUUUUUUCGGUUUUUCAAAUUUGAUAAGAAAAAUCUUGAGAAUAUCGAAAAAUGACCUCCCUAAAGUACCUUCCCACACCGAUUUCAGAAAAGGUCCGACACUUAAAAAUUUGAGCAAGUCUUCUGAUAGAAAAGUUGCGCACAGAUAAAAAAAAAAACAUCUUUAUAAAACUAUAAGCUUCUUCGCUUCACUCAGAAUCUAAAAUUAUACUAUUAACGAAUAAAAUACAAUUAAGUGGCCAUUGCAGAGAUAAUGACUAUUGGUGGUGACAGCUUUAUAAUAUAAUAUAUCAGGUUUAUACUCGAUUUAUUUGCGUUAUUAUAAUAACUUAUAUGUUUAGAAAACUUCAGUAUAGAACUUUAAGAAUUAUUUUCUAAUUUAGAUCAAUAUUAUGUAUCUUUAAUUAUAUAUUUAAAAAAAAAAUUAAUUAUAUUGAGUUAAAAUAAAACAUGAUUAAAUCUAAAAAAUACUUUGACAAAUUGUUUUAUUAAAUACCUAGAAAAUACUAUUAUCGAUAAUAAUAUAAAUUCUUUGAUUAUCAAUUAUUACACGAAUUCUAGAAUAAGUUUAACAUUUAACUAUACAGCAAUAUUUUUUGUUCAAAAAAACUUAUAUACAGAUUAAUCCACUAUGCAGUACUAUAUUCAAACUAUGUAACUCGUACGAUGAAUUUAAAUAAAAGUUAUACUUAUCUAUAAUGGAAUACACAAACAAUGUGUAUAUUAUUAUUUUUACAUGCAUACUUGUCAGAAUGAAUCGUAUUGUUAUUUUAUUAACAUCAUUUUUUUUUUAAUAGCUAGGAUACCAAGUAUCAACUUACUGUUUAUCACAUUUUAACAAAUUGUUGUCUUCGUAAUCAAUAGUGUUGAUUAAAUUAUUAUAGUUAUUAUAUCAACAUUUUUUUUUUUAAAAUGUAAUUACAACAUAAACGUCAAUUAAUCAGUAACUUAAAAGUAAUAUCAAAUAAUUUUAUAGACCUAUCUAGUCGAUAUUUUAAGUUAAAUAAAUACCAAAAGCAUAUUUACGAUUUUGGCACCCUAAGUAUACACUUUUUAGCGCCCCAUUUCUAUUUUCAUUUAAUAACAUAGGCAUAAUUACAAGAAGCAAAGUAACGUAGUUUCUCACAGUACCCUCAAAUAAUUAAUUAAAUAUUAAUGAAUACUUACAUUUUAUACAUUUCCCCGCUUUUCCCCGGUUUUUUCCAUUUGAUGAUAAAAAUCCUGGGAAAAUCAAAAAAUUACCUCCCUAAAAUUUUUUCCCAGUAAUAUUUCCUUUUAGAAAAGUUCUCUCGUUGUAAAUCGGAGCAAAAUUGCUGGUAGAAAAGUUGUUCACAGGAAAAAAAAAUACAAAUCUUUGUAAAAUCAUAAGCUUUUUCGCUCUAUUCAAAAUUUAAAAAUAAAUUAAAUACAUACUUUAAAUUUCUUCUUUAUAAACGGUAAGUGUACUCAUCAACAACAGGGUAACAAAUAACUGGUUUACAAAUUGUAAUGUCGUAUUUACGGAUUAACACACAAACUUUACAGAUACAAAUGAAAUCAUUUUAGAUAGAUAAUAUUCAUAUAAAUACAGAAUAGAUAUUAUAAAAUUGAGGUUAUGAUUUAUCACAUUUCAAUAUUAUUUUUAGUAGCAUGAUCCAACUGUGGUUAGUAGUAUUGUGGAAAUAGAAUAUGUUAUAAAUAUAUUUUGCCUUGUUAUAAAUAAUAUAAUAUGGUCGAACAAACUCUAAAUUUAUUAAUUAGUACAAUUUUGUUUUGGUUACAAAUACCUGGAAAUAAAUUUCAUAAUGAGUAAUCAUGGACAGAUACAUAAUUUAUUUAAAAAAUAUAUAUAUAUAUAUAUUAUUUUUAAAUAGUUAAAUGACAUUAUUAAUGAAAUAUUUUAUAUUCUCCUCUAGAAAAAAUGCCUAUGAGAUACAUUUAAAUUAUAAGACUAAAAUUACUAUAGUUAGUAUAUUGCCAAAAAAAAUGGUAAUAAAAAUGAUCAUAGAGAAAAAAAACCAUACAGGAAUAAAUGACCUUAAUAAGAUUUCGAAGGUGCGAAGGUUCUAUUGGUUGUGUUUUUUAUGUUUAUUAUUUUAGAUUCGGAGCAUAGGGAUUUAUUGGCAAUAUAUCUACCAGAAAUUUUGAUCCGAUGCACUUUAUUUGAAAGAUAAUUUUCUCUAAUUGGUGGAUUAAGGCGGUAAUAUUUUGAAUUUCUAAGGAAGUUUCAAAAUAAUUUGGAAAAACCGAAAAGAAAAUUAUAGAAUAAAUGGAAAAUAUUUACGGUACGUCGUGACGUAUCAAUUGUUUUUAAUUUUUGCAAACGAUGUUUUUACUAGACAUUUUUCUCCAAUUGAAAAACUAUAGGAGAUUAAUUUUGUUCUUUUUAAUAAUAUAUAUACUGACAUAGAAAAUCAAUUUUUCAUAUCUACAGUAGUGUUCACAAUGAUUGAGAAAACCAAAAAAAACGAGAAAUAAGUUAUUAAAUAAUAAAUUUGUUCAAAUUACUGCACAACGAUUUCAUUAUUUUAAAUUCUAUAUUCUUUGUGAGUAAGAUAGUCGUUUUUUUGAUUUUUCGAAUAGUUUUCUGACGCGCUGCCACUGGUUAAAAUAAAAAUAUGUUGAUGGAACCACGGAAACAUGGAAUCCCAUGUUAAUUACAAUUAAUAUGUUGUAGCAUAUAACAUUAAUUUACAUUAGAUUAGGUACAUGAUUUUAUUAUUUUUAAUAUUCUUUCAUUACUACACUUUAUUAAGUUAACAUGGCAUAAAAAAACCUUUUAUUAUAUUUCCCAUUCUUCAACAUCAAAAUGUAUAAGUCAAAAAAACUGACUGACUAUCAUAUCAGAACACAGCCUAACCGUUGCGUCUAGACACAUUGCACAGAGGUUCCUACUACAAUACAAACAAUCGUUAAUAAAUUGAUUUCCCAAAUUCAACCACCAAUGAGUUAAAACGGGGUGUCAAAGUUUAUAUGGAAAAAAGUUAAAAACACUUUAGGUAAGUAGGUAUAAAAUAAUCUCUAAUAAAUUUAAACUAAAUGCCGAAUGGAUAAUUCUAGUUCUGUACACUAUGUUUUCCUAACUUUAAGAGAAGGUAGAAAAAAGAGUAAUUUUAACAUAAAAUCAUUUAGUAUUUUUAAGUUAGUUAAUAAGAAUAUUUUAAAACAUCUGUUACCAUAUAAUUGUUUCAAGUACCUUUAUUCAAGUUUUAUCUACAUCAUAUUACCUUUUAUACACUUAGUGUAUACAACAUACAUUAACAUGUAUUCAACAAAUAUUUUCUCGUAAAUUUCACUGUGUCUAGAUAUCUGUUUUCAAUCUUAUCAAAAAAGACUAAAAAUUAAAAGAAAAUUUUUUUUUAAAUUUAGCAUCAGAAUUAUGAUUCAUAUAUGAUAGGAUAUCUGAUAGUAUAUUUAAUGAUUUUGUGAUGGGCGAUGUCCCCAUUAUCUCUGAAUACCUGACUUUGCAAUAUUUAACGAGAUAAUGAGUGAUGUCUUACCCAGAAUUGAUCACUCUGUAUAUUGAUAGGUAAUCAUUUUUAAUAUCAUACAAAUCGCUACAGUUCAAACUUUAAUAAGUAGCAGUUUAUUGUUUUUAAACACUGAUUAGCAAAGCACUUUAAAUAUUUUUUUUUUUUUAGAUCCUUGUGUAAACAUUUUUAUUGACAAUAACCUUCAUAAAAAAAAAAUAAAAAAGGAUUAGUUAUAAAAUUAUUUUAUUUAUGAUUUUGUUUGUAUUAUGUUUAUACUUAUAGGUAUUUGUUUUAAUUAGGCACUUUAGUUAGAGAAAAAUAAUUUAAAUAUGAUUAUGAGUUCAUAUUUAAGUUUUCUAUAUGGUAUUUAUGAAUAUUCGAAGUUUAAAAGAAUAAAAGAAUACAGAUAAGAUAUUUUUUUAAUUUAAAAAUCUAAUUAUAACUUGACAUGCUUGUUACCUACAUAAUUCAUCAUAAAACAUUAAGAUUAUUCAUAUAUUAGCUACAUUUUCUUAUAUUAUUUACGAAUUAAACAUUAAUUAUAUAUACUAUAAAUCCUGAUAAAAUAUCUGUAGAUUGUACCUGCAUUCUCAUUUUAUUUUAUACGAUUUAACCCAAGUUAAAAAAAAAAAUAUAUGCAGACGUACCUAUAAUAAAUAGAAAAAUUUGCAAGGGAUUUUUUUCUUCUUCGAUAGCAUUCUACAAGUCGUAAGCAUUUAAGCAAGCGUAUUUUUAUUAAUAUUUCUCCAAACUUCCCUGUUUUAUAGCUUCGCAUGAUCUGAUUUCUAUUAGAUCUAUGAUUUGGUCAAUAAAUUGAGUAGAAAGACGUCUUCUAUUUCUUUUGCCUUGCCUUUUAUUUCCUUUGAUAUUGAUUUUUUCAAGACCAUAUCGUCUUAUAAUAUGACCAACAAAUUUGAGAAUUUGACAUUGUAUUGAGGGGAGAAGUCUUCUAUUCUUUUGUUUGUUUAAAUCUUCUAAUAUUGAUGUUUUUUUCUAUAAGCUGUCCGUGGAAUACGCAAAAUUUCGUAAGAUGGUAUUUUAAACAGUUUAUUUUCCUACUGCAAGAUGCAUUAAUAGUUUUUAAAGUCUCAUUAAUGAUUCUGAAACACACAUCUACUAUAUAGGGAGGACCAAUGUUUUCAUCAGAUAUAUCCUUGUUUCUUGCAGGAGAUUAAUUCUUUCCAAAUAUUUGGUUAAGUUAGUUAAGAUUGAUAACAUAUUAUUUAACUUUAUUUGCAGAUGAGAUAAUCGCACAAAAUUAAACUUAGUCUUUCCGUAUAAUGUGAAAACAGACAUAAUUUAAAUGCGGCAGUUUAAUACUGGUUUGCGUUCGAAACACGUAAGUCUCGCCACUCCAUGCAUUUUGGCGGGUCCGGUUAAACCGGUCACAUCUCGUAUGUGUUUUUGUUCUAAAAAUGUCCCCGUCGCUGUAUACCAAGUUCCAAACGCCACCACUAGUCCCUCUUUAAAGUACCUCCUCACACCGAUUUCCUUUCAGAAAAGGUGCUACCCUUAAAAAUCUGAGCAAGAUAUCUGGUAGAAAAGUUGUUAACAGAAAAAAUUAAAAUAUAAUACAAUAAAAUUUGUAAAACUAUAAGCUUUUUCGUUCCAUUUAGAAUAUUAAAAUGAUAUAUAGUCUAUCGUAUAGUAUUUGUAUAGUGUAUAUAUUGUUUAAUGUAGAAAAUAUUAUAUUUUAUUAAAACAAUUAUCAAAUUUAAAAAAAAAUGAUAUAAUAAUAUGGUAUACCUUAGCUAAAGGGUGAUUUUUUUUAUCAUGAAUCAGCAAUUAUCUAUGUGGAUUUUAAGUUAACUUGAUUUCUGUUUUUUCUAAUCUUUAUGGAAUCGUUUAAGCUUUAUUUUAAAACCAUUUUUAAUUUUUUACCAUAACUGCAUAUACCUUAAAUAAGUGAUUUUGAUUUUUAAAUAGAAACCCCCUUUUUGAACACAGAUUUGAAUAGAGAAUAUUUUUCUAGAAAUUUUGAUAUGCAUAACACUAAUAUCAGAUUUACCAUUUAUGAGUUAUAACAAUUAAAAGUUUAAAAGUUUAAAUCGGAAGAGUGGAAAAGGGUAAUAAAUUGCCUAGAAGGGUCAUAGGUAGGCAAUUAGUUACCCUUCCCUACUCCUCUGGUCUAAACUUAAACUGUUACAACUCAUAAACGGUAAAUCUGAUAUUAGUGUUAAAAUCCUCAUAAUAUCCUCUAAGAUAAUUGCUGGUUCAUAAUAAAAAAAUUACUCUGUAUAUAUACAUUUGUUUGCUUUUUUAUAAGAUAUUAAUAUAAUAUUAUAAAUUAUAAUCGAUAUAAAAGAUAAGUACGAUAAACGUAUUAUAUAAUAGUAUGAGUAUAUAGUAUCCAUUAAUCAUUAAUAAAUAGGUUUAUCCGAUAACUAAAAUUUAAUAUUUUCUAUAUUGUAUUGUAUAUUUUAUAACUAUAUUAUUUACAGUUUUUAAUAUAAGCGUAGUAUAGAAAUUGUUUUGGUGGGAACGUAGUCAUAUCUGAUUUGAUGGAAAAGAAGACUGUACACAUUUGAUGAAAAAGGGAAAGGUCAACUUUUGUUGGAAACGUGUUACGUACAUCAGAAUUGGUCACUAACACAUGCCAAAUUGGUUCCCGUUUGAAAAAGGUACUUUAUGAAGGUGAGCCAAAUUGGUUUCCGUUCAAUACCUACAUUUAAACAAUAAACACAAUAAAUAUAGGUAUAAUGUAGUACAUUUUUAAACUUUUAUCAUACUACAGCAGAUAUUGUACAGUUAUCAAAGUAAUACAAUAAUGUUAUAUCGGAGUAUUGCUAAAAUACCACAAUUGAUAACGUCAAUCCAUCUGAAUAUUCGUAUCUUUAUCGCAAUAUAUACCGAAUAUAAAAUAAAGAAGUGUUUUUAGUAUAAAAUACAAGUAAUUUUAUGUUAAUAAUCCGAAGCUGUAAGAAUGCGAAGGAAAAUGUGCGUAUUUGACUACCUUACUGCGAACAGUGGGAACCAAUUUGACCAGUGUAGUGGGUACAUCAUAAAUUUAAACAGAAACAAAUUCGGAUACAUCCAAAUAAAUAAUAUCAAAACAAAACUGCUAUAAUUCUUUAAUUACUAUUUGGCAAAUAUCAAAAUUAAAAAAAGACGUUCAAGGAUAAUGGAGACUAUAAGCAACGAUAAACCAUUACUAACGAAAAAAUGAUUCUGAGAGGAGUUCAGUUGAUAGUGAUGCUUUGUUAACAAUAUAGAUGUCAUUUUGUAGUAAAAUAAUUAAGUAAAUUAUAUAUAUUUUCUUUAAUAAAAUAAGUUUAAUGUUGUACAAAUUUUCCCAGUUUUUCUACGUUUUUCCAGGUAUUCCUAUGUUUUACCUCGGUUUUUCACAUUUGCUAGGAACUCUUGAGAAAAUCAAAAAAUGACCUCUCUAAAGUAUCAUCCUAGUGAAAUUUUCGUUUAUAAACGUGGCUGCCAUUAAAAGUUGGAGCAAUAUUGCUUGUAGAAAAGUUGUUCACAAAAACAAAAAAAAUCGUAAAAUUAUAUUUAUUAUAUUUCGUACAUUUUUCCGUUUUUUCUCGGUUUUUCACAUUUUUUUAGGAAACUAUUGAGAAAAUCUAAAAAUUACUUCCUUAAAGCAUCUCCCUAUGCCAAUUUCCUUUCAGAAAAAGUGCUACUCGUAGUAAUCCGAGCAAGUCUUCUAGUAAAAAAAUUGCGUACAUAUAGAAAAUAAAAACAUCUUUGUUAAACCCUAAGCUUCAUUACUCCACUCAGAAACUAAAAUUAAGAUGUACACAACACUUCUAAGACCAAUUAUUGUCCUAUGUCUUAUUCGGCUCUGAAACGUGUGCACUGAGAAGAACUAAAGAAUCGAGACUAAUAAUAUUUGAAAGAAAAGUUCUAUGGAAAAUGUCUUCGAUAGUUAAACCAAUGAAUGCAAACAACCAAAUAAUGAUGAACCCCGAACUCUUUCAGAAGCCGAAUAUACCUAGAGAUUAUCAAACGAAGACUGAGGUGAGCAGAUUAAUGCAUGGCGUAAACAGGGAGCGUUAGUUAAACGGGUCAUUGAAGAAGACCCUAUAGGAAAAAGACCGCUAGGUGGGCCUAAACUAAGAUUCCCAAUAGUUCCCCUAAGGGGGGACCUUUUGUGGAUGGGUGAGGGUUCGUGAAUACCCAAAAGGUAUGUUUACUUGUAUAGUGCAGGGGGAUGGGUACCAAGAAAUAAUUUUUGCCCUUCCCAAUUUAUUUUUAGUUCAGCGCCACUGAUCUCAUCUAUUUAUUUUUGGUUUAGCUAAAAAGGGAAAAUGGGGGUUCGUAAACCAGUGAAAGAUCAAGGGAUACGAGAAUGAAAAAAGGUUGAGAAACGCUAGUCUAGGGGACUUAUGCCACUAUGGUUUGCUUGUAUUAGAUUUUAAAGAUCUAUUUAUAUAUCAUUAGUCUAUGACCGUUUUGUAUUUGUGUUGUAUCCGUAACUGUAGAUCUAAUGGUACUAGUUACGAAUUAAGUUGUAUUUUAAUUUGUGGUACUUACGUAGACUUAUAUACAUUUAGACGGAACAUUUAGCAUAAAAACGAAUUUCUGUGAGCGGAGUUUCAUUUCGAGGACAGAAACAUGUGAAAUAAUAAACGGAGUUUUUUAAUUGGCUGUUCUCAGAGUGCAAAUUUGCCUCACACAAGGUUUUAUAUCAGCCUAUCUUUUUUUAUAUGUUCGGACCGACCAUGCAUCCCAUUCAUUGGGGUGAAUGUUUCGUUUAGAUGUAUAAAUCUAUGAAUACCACCUAGUCUUUAUUGUUUAGUACAUACUUCUUAAAUCCGUUCCACAAUUUCCAAUUUUGGACUACACACUUAUUUAUGUCAUGGUUUACUAAACAAAUAGGGACUACAGUUCAACACCGUUUAGAAUGGUCGUUUUUUUGUACACAGUAUAAAAAAAAAUCUUAGUAAAACCAAUACGUUCUUCGCUACACUCAAAAUCUAAAAUUAUUUUGAACAAUUUAAUUAUGAAUUUAUAGCACAAUACCUUAUAUCUUCUGAUACCUAUUUAUAAAAACAAAAUUAAAUAUUUGAUAAAACAAAAGGUAUUGCAUUUUUCAAAUAAUGUUGAUCCACAUUGUAUAUAAUAAUAAUAAUAAAGAAAAUUAUAAUAAAUAAAAUUGUACUUUGAAGUAUUAUAAAUUCGGUUAUUGAUAAUUAGUUUUAAUUUUAAAAAUAUUCAUUACGUACAUUAGAACUUCCAUAAGUCGAAAUAAAUAACGGUUCUUCAUGAAAACUUCGGAUCUCGAUCAAUCAUAACUCAUAAGAAACACAAUAAAUAACUCGAAUUAAUAUAAAUAUGAGCGUAUGAUAAGUAUAAGCGUUACUUUAAAUUUGGAUAUACUAUAUGUUACACUUUAUAUUUUUUUAUUAAAUUAAAAAUAUAAGAAAUUUAAUGUAUUAUUUUACAUUCGUUUUUACCUUUUUGAAGAAACCUGAAUUGUUGUUAUUUGGGAAAUCAUUUCUUUUUUUCCUCGGCUCGUCUACAAAAUUUAAGACCGUUUAAUUUUAUUCGCUUUCCAUGCAUAAUAACAAUAAAAUAGGUAUUAUUAAUAGAAAAACUCUAUCAAAAAAAUAUACAGUGGAACCUCGAUGAAUCGAAAUUUAAGGGAAAUGCAAUUUUUUCGGGUUGAAAAGUUUUUAGUAUUGUAAUUAUUAAAAUUACCCAAAUACAAAAACCUAUAUUUUUUAAAAUUACUUUUAAAGUUUUAACACUUUAAAGUCUGCUGACCAUUAUCUUUAAAUGGCUUUAUAUUGUAUUAUUUGUAUUGCUCAUUAAUAUUAAUAAACAACCAAAAUGUUGUAAAUUGGUGUAAAUUAUAAUAUAUUAUUAUUGUUGCUUAUUAUUCAAAUACUUAACCUUUUCACACGUACAUUUGUGUGUUUCUAGGGGAUUUUGGAUCCUAUCAACUACGACAGUUUUUACUUCAUCUUUUAUCGGCAUUUACAGCUGGUCUACAUAUGAUGGUUUUGACGACUGUUGCCGCCGUACCUGAUUAUAAGUAGGUACUAAUUGUUGUUAUUUAACAUCCACAUGGUAAGAACUUCUAUCGGUAUAGAAAUCACACUUAACUUCCCCCCCCCCCGCACAAACACGUCACUGACUAAAAUCAACGAUAAAUCGUUGUUUUUAAAACGUAAUUUUAAUAAAGAUUUAAUUAAAUAUAAAUGAUUCUUAUAGCCAUAAAAAUUCUAUAAUUUUACAAAUUUGUUAAAAAUGGUUCUGUUAUACAUUUUCCGAUUUUCGAGAUUUUUUUUAGUACUAGAUUUAUACUAGUUUUAGAACUAGUAUUUAUUGAAAUAUUGUUUUUAAAUAGUGUAAUGUUCCUUACUUGGUGAAUCAAUGUAGUUUUAGUGUAUAUUUCAAAUAUUAAUGUUAUGUAAUUAGUUCUUUUAGUCUUUGUUGUAAUUUAGAAAAAAUUACACCACUUUCAAAGUCCAUCAUUACGAAAAUUAAGGUUUUUUCAUUUGCAAUACGCAUUUUAUGUUAUAAAAUUGAAUAUAGAAAUUUUGAAUGAUUAGAUAAACAUCCAAUUCAAAUUGUACAAAAUUUUGAAUUAUUUAUAGUUCGGUGAAAAUCUAUUUUAGAUUCCGUGCGUAGCGAAGGAAUUAUUGGUUUUACAAUGCUGUUUAUUUCUUCUUUUUCUUUCUUUCUUUCAUUCUUUCUUUGUCCUAGUCUAUGGUCACGUUUUUUCCUAGUUGUCUAAAUAGUACUUUAACGUUAAACGUUACUUUAAACUUGUUAAAAAGUGUUUUGAAACCAAAUUUAAACGAAAAUCGCAAAAAAAAUUACGACACUUCAAAUUAUGUACUACCGAACUGCGUUCGGAAUCGUCUUUCGCCAAACAAUAGUUUAUCAUUGCUUACAGAUAUAAAUGAAAUAACCUUAUGUAUUCUACGUUCACAAAUUCUCACCUAGAAAUGGCCGUUCCCAUCCUCAUUAUAAACUCUUUUUUAUAGUUACAUAGAUAUUAAACUUAUUAUCCGAAAAUGUAUUUUGCAUAUUUUUACUAAUGGCUGGUUUAAAAGCGUAAAUACUGCAUAUUUUCUAAAAAUCCUUUUAUUUCAAUAAUUGUAUAGGUAUUUUAUACAUACAUUUUAAAAUGUUUAAUGUCUGAUGUUUAUAUAGGUGCAUACAAUAUGAAAAUCAUACUGGGUUCUUCGAUGAUGACUUCUUUAUAACUGAUGAGUGUAAAAUAACAAACGUAUAUAAUCAAACCAUAAAAUGUGAAAAAUGGGAAUUUGAUAAUACAUAUCAUGAACAUACUAGAGCUACACAGGUAAAUAGCAAAAAAAAAAAAGGUAGGACAUACAAUUAUUUAAUUUAUAUCUGUAAACAAUAAUAAACCAUUACAAAUGAAAAACGAUCGUGAGUAUCUGAGCGAAGUUUGGUUAUACAUGUUUUGAAAACCAUAAUUUUUAUAAUUUUGGCCAAAAUUUAAUACAAAAUACAUAUGAAUAAAACUACUAAAUUACACUUAGUUUUUUUUUUUUGAAUCACUAAAUACAACUUAUAAUGAACACUGUAAUAUAUUUUCUAUCAUUUCAGUUAAAUCAAAUAAUUUUAUCCAUAUACCUAAUACCUACCAAAUAAAAACUAAAAAAUCUCAAAAUAUCUCACAUGCCUAUUAUUAAAUAACCCAAAAAUGUCCAGAACGUUUUGAACAUUUUACCACGUCUAGAAAAAUCAAUAUUAUACAGUAUUUUGUAAAAAUAGCAAGGUUCUACAAUUAUUUUUAACAGAAUUACAACGAAUAGUAAAAUUGAAAAUAUUGAAACCGUUAUUAACUAUCCGUUUUUAUAAUGUUUUUUCUAUUUUUGGCUUGAUUGUUAAGAGAACUAUGGGUCCAUUUCCGUGCCUCCCCCUCAAUUUGUAAUUAUUCUAUUCAGGGCGAUCGUUUGUGCAUCAUUUUUUCUAGAAAAACACGAUAUCCGAAACUAUCGGUUAUUCCACACAUAUUGAGAAAAUAUAACUGUAGCAAAUAGUACUAAGAGUAAUGUAAUAUAUUAUACCCAAAAAAUACCAAUAUAAUUCAGUAUUCAGUGUGUUUUAUCGAACGCUUUUUUUUUAAAUAUUAUUGUAAUAAUUGAUGCAUAAAAUUAGUCUUUCUAAUGGUGGUUUCUGUGUGUCCCCCCCAAUUUGCUUCUUAAAUAAUUCCAAAAUUAAUUGUGCACAAACGACCGGAUAUCGUGCACAUUCGUGCCCAAACGAUGCACAAAUGAUCCCCCUGGGUAGAAUACCAAAAUUCCAAUUUAGGGGCCACGGAAAAAUACAGACUUUCUUAUUUAACAGCUAGAUACAAUUUCUUUUAGAAUAGAUGCUAAUCUUUAAAUUUAGAACAAUAUUACUGGUAAAAAAAAAUUGGAAAAAAUUUAAAAUAAUGAAAUCGGCAAUGCCGUAAAUUUGUUUGUUUUUCCUAUACGUUUAUUUCCGUUAAUUUCCUCAAUUAUUAUGAAAACUGAUUGAAAAAUCAAUGCACCAACUAGGUCCAAAGUACAACAAAAAAAGUAAUAUUUCAUUUUUUUAUUGGACCAAAACUUCUAGUAAAAAAUUGCUUACAGACAGAAAAAAAAAGAAUACAUCAUAGUAAAACUAAUAUACAGUGAAACCUCUGAAUAGCGGACACUCUCGGUCGCCGAAAUUUUGUCCGCUAUUUAGAGGAAAACUUGUUUUUUAACAAAUAAAUAAAUUCAAUAAUUUUAUUUUAUAUUAUUUUUACAUUAAUUGAAUACACGAUAAAACUAACAUUUAUGAAAAAAAAACAGUUACCUAAAUUUUUCUUUUAUUUUUACAUUAAUUAAAUACAUACAUCUUAAAAAUACAUCAUGUACAUACAUCAUUUCUGAAAAAAAUCUGUUACUUUAGUUUGUUCACUAAUUGCAGGCGUAGUUAUUUCUUAUGUUAAGGCAUUUUCUAAUUGGACUGUGUUUGAGAACAAUGAACUAUUCUGUACCUCGAUAGAAGAAAUAUAUUUACGUAUGUCUUUUACUGCUAGCAAUGCCUCUCGUAGACUUCUUAUUUUUGGAAUUUCUUGAUCUUCGGACCCAUCAUUUUCUUCAUCACUUUCUUCUUCAUUUUUUGUAGACAUGCUCGUAGUAUCAGAUGAAUUUUCGAUAUCGGCGUCGUAAGUCUCCACGCAAUCGUCUAGUGUUAUGUAGUCAGUUUCCGNUCUGUAACAUUGUUAUUACGGUGCCUAAAGCCGGACCGCAAAAAGCAUUUCUUCACUGUUUCGGGUUGAAUGUUUUUUGAAGAUGAAGACACCCAGUAAAUUGCGUUGGCAUAAUAUACAAUAAACGUUGGCAUCACAAACACAACUAAACGCACAUAGGACAAUGCAUUAGUUAUAAUACUUCGUUGACGCGAUAAUAUUUCAAUGACUGAACGGAUAAGAUAAGAUUUUCAUAUACAGUAUAAUAAUGUACACAUAAGAUAACUUAAUAAUUCAGGUUUUUAUUCAGGUAUUCCAAAAUAAUUCUUAAUUUAAGAUAAAAAUAACUAAUAUCAACGUCAUAAAAGUGUCCGUUAUUUAGAGUGUCCUGUAUUUAGAGGUUUUCCUAUACAUAAAUAGUGAAAAUGUUCCCGUCCCCGAAAAAACGUCCGCUAUAUAGAGGUGUCCGUUAAGGGAGGUUUCACUGUACAUUCCUGGCUACGCUAAAUUACAUGAUGAAUAAAGGCAAAAUUAAUUAAAAAUCAUAGAGGUUGCAAAAAUUGCUUACGUAUAAUACAAAAUAGAAAAUAUGCAACAAAAAAUUCAAAUUUUAUAUUUGAGCUCAUACAAUAACAUAAAUGUCUAUAUCACCCUGCUAGAUUUAAUUUCAAGCCAAAAAAAUAUAUUAAUACUAAAAGUCCCGAACAAUGAUUAUUAUUAUAACUUUUCUUAUACAGUUUUUAUGUUUAAUUUAUUUUUUUUAUUUGAAUAUAGUUAUUAUAUACUACAACGUGAGAAUGUUUUAACUUAAAUAUUUUUUGCAUUUACAGUGGAACAUGAUUUGCGAUAACCGAUGGAUGGGAUGUGUAGCACAAUCGAGCUACAUGUUUGGAGUAUUUACCGGUGCAGUUGUGCUUGGAAGUCUAGCUGAUAAGUACGAUGCUACUGCAGAUAUAAUAAUAUAAAAUAACGUCAAUGAAUUAAAUAGUUGAUUUAAUACGUGUAAUACACACAUUGUUAAACAUUAAAUAAUCGAUAACCUUUACUAUAUAAAAUAUUUCGUUAAACUAAAGAUAAAAAUAGAAAAUUUAAAGUUAUAAUCUUAUAAAUUAAAUCUUUAUUUAAUACGGGAGGUAUAGGUAUUAUAUGUACAUUAACUUAUUAAUGAACGAAUUACAUUAUUUAUGUAGGUGAUUGUUGAGAAACAAAUAUAUCCGAUUAUAUUUUCCUUUAAAACAGUUUAAAUUACGAGCCUUAUUAUAAUUUACUUAUACACAAUUAAUGAUUAAAAUUAUUAUUACGAUUUUAUUCCCACAUGUGUUUAAUAAAUAAUGAGUAAAUGCAUUCAUUGCAAACGAAAAUAUAAUGUUUGUAUAAUUUUGAAAGUUAAAUUAAUAUUAAAAUCAUAACGUUAAAAUACUUGAUUUAAACUUGUUAUUCUUAUUCAAAGUUAUUUUAUUAGUAGCUAAAUAUAUUAACCUAAAAAUUAACUAGGUAUAUUUUAUUAAAUUAUAAUAUGCAAGUAUAAUUAACGUUUGAAUAAGUAUUAAUUAAAUAUCAGCUUUAGACCUCUAAUAUAACGAGAAAAUUAAAGUAUAGGUUGAAACCUACCUAUAAUAAAUUUCAUUAUUCAUUAUCAUACUUUAUAAAAUAAUCUUUGUAUUUUAUGAUAUAUUGCAUUUUUGCUUCGUUAAUAUAAUUUCUACAGUUGAUAAUAUAAACAGGCAAAAAAAAACUAUGACUAAAUAUUUUCAAUUAUUUUAUUUUACUUAGUUAUUAUAUACUUUAAAUCUAUUAUACAUUUAUCGUAAAGAUAUUUGGAAAUCCCCUGCAGUUUUUGCUAAUUUUCGAAAGAAUUAGGUAAAACCAUUAAAAAAUCUGCGGAUUUAAUCAACGAACAAUUUUUGUCACAUAUUAUGAAAAAAAAAAAUUUGUCACCUGUAAAAUUUACCCUUAAACCAUAUAAAUUUGUUACUCUAUACCUACUUAUUUAUUUUAUUGAAAUUAUGAAAAUAUCAUUCUUAUAGAGACUUCAAAUUAGUAAAAUAGGCACCUAUUCGAUAUGUGGCAGAUUAUUACAUUCUUUAUAUAAAUAAUAUUCGAAACAUUUCAAUCAUUUAUUUAAAAACCCUUAAAAUGUUUUAAAAAAAAAUGUCUGUACAAUAUUUAUAAAUAUUAACUACUGUGCAAUUUUAAUAAUAAUUGCUUUUGCACCUAUAGUCCCUUGUUCAAAAAUAAUAAUAAAUUAUGAACAUAAAUUUUUCUAUGGUUUAAAAUAUUAUUUUUCGAAUAAAAAUAAUAGGUACCCUCAAAAAAUUAGAGUUGUUGCGUAGUUGACUAUACUAUAUUACAUAAUAUACGAUAGGAAUUAUAAUAUUAUACACAUAGACCUUAUACUAAUAGACGUAUAGUCGAGCUUUGUGCAUGUAUGUCGCAGUCAAAUAUAAAAGGUAGGUACUUUUUUUUGACUGAGUGACUAAUAUACGACAGGUAGUAAAACAACUGUAUUCUUAUCACGUUAUUUCAUAAAUUAUAAUGUAUAAUAAAUUAUUAUACAGCUUUUAAGUCAUAAGUUAAUGUCCUUAUUCGUUAUUAAUUUGUUUUUUUUUUUUAACUAUUAACAAUAAAAAUGGAUUAUAAUUUGUGUGAUUUGGUCUAAUAAUCGGAACUAAUCAACAUAUUUGAAUUUACACUUAUAAAAGUAUAUAUAUGUUAAUAUACAUAAUAUCAUUGAUUUUAUUAUACAUAAAAAAAAUAAAAAUUAUAUUACAGAUGUCAUUAAAUUCUUGAUAAUAUGCAAUGUGAUUAUUUACCGAUUCCAAUAUAAUAUUAUUUUGCGCAAUGUAAUUUUACGGAGUGAUGCAACUAACGUCACGUCUUAUGUUUGAUCGCAGCUCGUAAUUCAUGCAAUAUACGGAAAGCUCGUCUAUUAAUCAUAAGGUCUAUGAUUUAUACCUAAUCGUGAUUCAUUGUUUAAAGUUAUUUUUCGGGACAACGGAAUUAUAGAGUAAGCUAUGUAGUACUUCGAUAACGUAAAUUCCAUAACAAAAGACACAAAAUAGCAAAUAUUGUAUAUUAAAAUGAUAGUACAUUUGAUUCUGACUUAUUUAUUUUUUCUUAAACUUUUAAGAGGUUAAAACAAAAUUGAAUUGUUUCGAUCUCAAAAUACACAUGUAAUAAUAUUAUUAUAUAUAUACUGUCCCGGAAAAUAGAUUAUCAAUGACGUUAUAACGUAGCAAUUAUUAUAUUCAUUCAUCAAACAUCAACACUUUUUGAUUCCGAGCGUAGCGAGGGAGCUUUUGGUUUUGGAAUGCUGUUUAUUUUUUUUUUUUUUUUGUUCUUUGUUCUAAUCUGUGGACACGUUUUUUCCUAGUAAACUUACUCUUAUGUAUAAGUGUAGUAUUUUUUCUGAAAGUUCAAGUUGUCUAGAUUGUAUUUUAGAGAGAUCAUUUAUUGAUUUUCGGCGUCAUUUUUUUAAAAAAAAGCAUGUGGAAAAAACCGUAGAAAAACGUACAAUUUCACGAUUUCAUAAAAUUAUAAAAACACGGACAAUGUUUUCUACCAGAAAAAAUAAUUUAAUCGAAAAAUCAUACGACACCUUUUUUGUUGCCUUUUUGAUUUACUCUCUUACGGUAUUAUGGCCAAAACUUUUGAGCCAUUUUUGAGCUUUUAAGGAAUUUUAAUUUUUGGAAAUUUUUUUUUCUGUAAUUGGAUUAUAAAUACAUUUAGAGACUUGAAACUUGGUAAUAAUACUGAUAUUGGACUUACCUAAAUAUGGUAAAAUUUCUAAGAUCAUCGGACGACUUUUUUCCUUUUUUUAAUUUUUUUUACAAUAAUACUUUUUUUCUUUUCUUUAUAUCACUUUUAUCCUAGAAAACUUGCUUCGAUGUAUAAGUGUAGCACCUUUUCUGAAAUUAAAUUUUAUCUACUUGGUAAAUAUGUAAGUCAUUUUUUGAUUUUCGAAACAACAUUUAAAAUAAAAACAACUAACCGGGGAAAAAAAUACGAUUUUUUCAUGAUUUCAUUAUUUUAAAUAAGUAUCUACCACGUUUUAUAGCACAAAUUUAGCUCCAAUUGAAAAACGACAAGAGACCUUUUUGUUGAAUUUUUUUUUAAUACGCGUUUUGAAAUCAAAUUUAAACGAAAUUCGCCAAAAAAAUUACGGCACUUCAAAUUAUGUAUUAUCGAACUGCGCUCUAAAUCGUCUUUCGUUAGCAAUAGUUUAUCGUUGCUUACAGUUAUAAAUGAAAUAAUAUUAUGUAUUCUACCUUCCCAACUUCCCACCUACAACAUUGGCUGCUCCCGUCCAGUAUCAGCUCUUUUUAAUUUUAUAACUUAAUAUUAGUUAAAUUACUAUUUAGAUGUUAUAUUUUAAAACUACUAUUAUAUUAUACUAUGGUCACAUCAUUGAGAAAUAAUAUAAUAGUAAUAUUAUUCUUCGUUGAAAUACAAGCAUGUUAAAAUGAUCGAUGCCAUCUCAUAGGUUCUAUCUAAACUUGUAUUCAUUUUUAUUUUUUUAAAUAAUUAACGAUAGCUAAGGCACAAUUUUUUCAAUAGGAAAUAUCUGAGUGAAUUUCAAACUGAUAUAUAUUUAUACAUAUAUUAUAAUAAUUAUAAUGUUUAAAAGUUAAAUAAUUAUAGAAAAUAUAUUCGACAGACUACUACACUUAAACCUGUGCAAUUGUCACCCAUAUAGUAACCAAUGAAUGUUACCUGUAACAAAACAAUAUUAUUUUCAUUGAAUAUUAUAUUAUAGUAAUGACCUCAUACCUACACGUAGAUAGUAGCUAUAGCUCAAUCAAGGGGGCUGUCUAAAAAUUGUAAUGCACCACGAGUAUAAAUAGUAUAUUAUUUUAUAACCUAUAAACUAUAGCUGUCAUUAAACGAUCGUAACUAAAAUAUGCCAAGGAAGUAUCCCUCCUUGGCAUAUUUCAGUAAUAAUUUGAAUAAUAAUAAUUUGAGUUACCUAGAUUUUAGGUUCUUUCAGAUUGUUACAGUUUUAUUUUAAUAUAAUUUUUUUACAGCCCUUAACCCGCAGAUAACUGUCGAUCUCGGUUGUUAUACUCAUGAAUUUAUUUAAUACCCAAUGCAAUACGCAAUUAAACUUAAAUAUGGGUAUCCGUAUAGAAUUUAUAUAGAUACUCGUGAAUAUUUAAAAUUUGUAUUGCAAUUUUUAAAAUCAUUUUUGUUUUUAAUUCCUUUUUUAUUAUAAUUGUAUUAAUUAUUUCGUUUAUAGUAUAAAUUUGUAUUGGUGUUACUUAUUGAUUGUUUUGUGUACCCCUAUUUAAACAGAUUUGGUCGUAAGAAGAUUUUCUGCAUUUCAGCUGUAGCACAACUAAUUCUUAGUGUCGGAGUUGCGUUUCUUAACAACUAUUGGGUAUUUAUAGCUACAACAUAUGUGUAUGGAAUUUUUGGUUCGUCCGGGUCUUACAUUUCGGGAUUCGUUUUAAGUACGUGUAUAUUCAAAACAUUUUUAUUUUUUUUAGAUUAUCUAUUGAUUUAAAAAUCUAAUUUUAUUGAUUCUGUUUUAAUUAUAGCUAUGGAAUUAGUUGGACCCACCAAACGUUCCGUAUGCGGAAUUUUAUUUCAAACCAUAUUCGCUUCUGGUAUUAUGGCCGUAUCGGUGUGGGGUUAUUUUAUCAGAAACACCUUUGUACUUCAAAUUAUUUACGCCUUACAUAGUUUAAUUUUAAUUCCUCAUUUCUGGUAAAAAGUUUAUUUGAAUAUAUUUAAGUAUUAUAUAAAUAUUAAUAUAUACAUUUUCUAUAAAUACCCACUUAAAUAUGGAAUAGGUUAAUCGACGAAUCUCCUAGAUGGCUGUGGGGACAAGGAAGAAAAGACGAAGCAAUUAUAAUUAUACAAAAAGCACUAAAAACCAAUAACAAGCCCGCGGUGUCAUUAGCAUUAGAAAAAGAACAAAGGGUAUCAUUGUCGUUAGAUAAUGAUAACGACAAUGAAAAAGAAAGUCAUACAAAUCAAUCGUUUUCGAUAUUAGAUCUUUUCAAAACGCCAAGUCUGAGGAAAAACACAAUUCUUAUUUGUUAUUUCUGGUAAACAUAACAAAUACCAUAAAUUAACAAUUAAUAAAUUUGUAUGAGAAAUUAGAAUAGUGAUCCCAUUAAAAUAUAAUAAAUUAAUAUAUAUUAUAGGUUUGCUGCUAGUUUUGGAUAUUAUGGUAUUUCCCUCCGAACUUCAAAACUAAAAGGGAACCCUUAUUUUAUGUUAUUUUUAAUGGCCGCUAUUGAACUCCCGAGUUACGUGUUUGUAACAUUAUCAAUGGAUCGUUUAGGAAGACGGUUUCUGAAUAGCUCUAUGAUGAUUAUUGGAGGGACUGCUUUGCUCAUUUCUGCAUUUCUUCCACCGGGUAUGUUAAAUGAACUAAUAUUAAUUUCUUUGCACGUUUUGUAAUAUAUUCAUAUAUUACCUGUGAAAUAACUUCAGAUUCACUGGCACAGACAAUAUCUACCACUGUCGUCUUUCUCGGAAAAUUUUGUAUAGCUGGAGCUUUUGCUAUCAUAUACAAUUAUACCGUCGAACGCUUCCCUACUGUAGUCCGAAAUACUGCUAUUGGACUUGGAAGUAUGUUCGCGCGCUUGGCCGGUAGUUUUACUCCUUUUGUUGGUCUAAUGGUAAGUAAAAUUAAAUAUUUUAAUAUAUACUUAAAACCUAUGAACAGUAAACUAAAAUAGAUCUAUAAAAUAUUACCUAUAUAAUAUUACUAUUAAGUAUUAAGUAUAUAUAAUAUAUUUUGUAUAGGUACUAUUAUUUGCAAUUUGAAUCAAUAAAAAUAAGUAAGUAGAAAUCAAGCCAUACAGGGGUGAAUUGUAAUGAGUUGCUUAAAGAAAACACACAUUUUUAUUGAUUUAUAUAAAUGCAUGUCAUUCAUUUUCAAAAAUUAAAUAAAAAUAUAUUACUAAAAAUAAAAUAAUGAAGUUCAUUAACAUGGAUAAUUUUAAAACUACGUGUUUAUAAAAAUAUUAUUUCCAUAGAUACCUCAAAUAUUGCUGCAAUCUAAAAGUUUCCGAUGAUAUACGAAGACGCGUAAUUUAGAUAUUUUGUUUUAGUCCUUAAACAAAAUUUUCCAAAAAAUAAACCAGGCCCAAUAAAUUCUUUAUAUCUCAAAAUGUUUAAACAUCUACUAAUAUUCAGGAUAAUACAAAGAUAGAAAACGUUAUUAAACGAAAAAAAUUCAAUAAAGAAAAUGAAAAGUCAUACUAUAUUAUAGAUAAUAAAAUAAUAAAAUAAUAAACUAAUUGUAUUACUUUAUAGCUAUAAUAAUUCUGUUAUCAAAAAAUGUGUAACCCUGAUAACUAGUUGUUGAUAAUUAAUAAAGCUGUAGUUAUUAUCUAUAGUUUCGGCGAUGCAUAGCGCUAUAGUUUUAGUUACCCUUAAUUUAUGUGAUAUAAAAAUAAAAAUCGAUAUUCUUGGAAAGCGGGAAUGAGAUGAUGGAAGUCGGGAAUCUUCUGAAGUGAAGAUUAUAGGGUAAUACAUACAAGUACGUCAGAAAAAAAGCUGGGCACAGGAGGAGUAGGAAUCAUAAUAGUCCUGGUAAAGAAAGUUAAACACUAUAUUAAAUAUGAUGACAGAAUCAUCAUAUUCAAAUUUCAGACGAAACCGAGAGAUACAAUAGUAAUGCAGAUGUAUUUCCGACAACAAAUAGUAGUGAUGAGGAGGUAAAGGAAGUGUAUGAAAAUAUAGAUAAAUUAUUUGAAAAUAUUAAAUUUUAAGAUACUAAUAUAUAUAUAAUAAUAAAAGGUGACUGGAAUACCGUAGUGGGAGAAGAAAAAGUGAAUUAUUGUUAUCCUGUUAUCUUAACUUGAUUUCUGAAUCUGCUCUUAACCAUAUAUAAAUAUGUCAAGUACCAGGAGACAUAUUUAUGUACCAAAUUUACUACAUCAUGGUUAAGAAGAUAUUCAGAAAUCAAGUUAAGAUAACAGGAGAUACCCAGGAACAGAUAUAUAUAGUGACCAUAACGUAGUUAUGAUGAAAUGCAACCAUAAAUUCAAGAUAAUAGUGAUGAAAGGAAAAAUGGUACAAUGAAAAAUUAAAAAUCAAAAAGAUGAAAAACAAGGAAAUAAUAUAUCUAAUGUACAAAUGAAGUGAAUAUAUAAGAAUAUCAGGACAUUAAUGAAUGGUGGUAGAAUUUAAGGAAUAUAUGUAGUGAGGUAAAGACUUUUAUGAAAAAUCAAAACCAACAAAUUAAAAGCGUUUUCCAUCCUUGAGAUAACCCCAUAGCUGAAUUUUGUGACAAAAAGUACACAUUUAUAUGUAUACAAUUAUUACUCAUAUUAUAACAUAUGAUUUAUAAGAUAUACAUUUAAUAAAUAUAAAUAAAAUAAGUUAAAUAAAUAUAACAAUAUUGAAUAUUAAAGGGUACACUCAUUCAUAUUUUGUUAAUCUAUUCUAUUUGUAUGUGAUUUAUAGGACUCUUUCGAUGAAAGAACCCCCAUAAUCACGUUCGCUCUAGUUACACUUUUUGCUGGCAUUCUGUGCACUCUGUUACCGGAGACACUCAAUACUAAAAUGCCUCAAACCAUGCAAGAUGGUGAAGAUUUUGGAAAAGGAGACACGUGUUUCUCAACUGGGUGUUUUGGAAGUUCGAAAAAACAACAAAAAGAAAAAGAUAUACCACUUGAAAGUUACUAACUUUAAAACAGAAUGUAAUGACAUGAUCACAUUUAGAAUCAAAGUCAUUGACUUAAUUUUAUUAUUUUGUAUAUUAUUAUUAUUUUUAAAUGUACAUCCUAUAUUUUGAAGAUACUUAAAAAUCGACUUACAUGGUUUUGUCAUGGAAACUGCGAUAUCUUCAUUUUAUAUUUUAUUUUGUAA
Molecule: messenger RNA, 28569 nt
Organism: Cinara cedri
Lineage: Eukaryota; Metazoa; Arthropoda; Insecta; Hemiptera; Aphididae
Source: the annotation of a GenBank genome assembly